Molecule: messenger RNA, 5413 nt
Organism: Neolamprologus brichardi
Lineage: Eukaryota; Metazoa; Chordata; Actinopteri; Cichliformes; Cichlidae
Gene: egfra
Product: epidermal growth factor receptor a (erythroblastic leukemia viral (v-erb-b) oncogene homolog, avian)
Biological process (GO): cell surface receptor protein tyrosine kinase signaling pathway; positive regulation of epithelial cell proliferation; multicellular organism development
Cellular component (GO): basal plasma membrane; signaling receptor complex; plasma membrane
Molecular function (GO): ATP binding; epidermal growth factor receptor activity; epidermal growth factor binding
Source: RefSeq, a predicted model, not a curated record
UCACUCGCUGCCUGAGCUGGGACUGCUGAAGAUAUCUGCGAGGAGGAGGAGGAGGAGCUGUCAAAGUUUGAGUUGCCCACAGAAGGAAAAGUCUUUUUUACUCAACGAGCAGAGAAGGAGAGGGAAAAGGCGACGUUUUUAAGUUUUGGGAAAGCGGAAUAUCUCGGCUUGUUGGCAUGGAAUGACACCUUCUCACCGGGAGCUUCAAAAUAACACGAUGGCAGCCCGUUUUCUCAAGUGGAUCAGUCUCACGUCUCUGCUUUGGCUGAGCUUCUGCGGUCUGGCGGAAAACAAAGUGUGCCAAGGUGUAACCAAUCGUUUAAACCUUUUGGGAACUAAAGAGGACCACUACAGGAACAUGGUGAAGACCUACAGCAACUGCACUGUAGUCUUGGAGAACCUGGAGAUCACAUACAUGGAGGAUCACCGUGACCUGUCCUUCCUCCGGUCAAUCAAAGAAGUUGGUGGCUACGUCCUGAUCGCCCUCAAUACAGUAUCCAGGAUUCCUCUGGAGAACCUGCGCAUCAUUCGAGGCCAUUCUCUCUAUGAUGGAAGUUUUGCUCUUUCUGUGAUUUCCAAUUAUAACAAAUCUACAAAUAAGGGCACCGAUCAGAUUCUUCUGACCAGCCUGACAGAAAUUCUUAAAGGAGGAGUAAAAAUUUUGACCAACCAGCUUUGCAAUGUGGAAACAAUCCAGUGGUCCGAUAUUGUUAAUGUUGGAAACAUCAGCAUUGAUCCAACUCCUAGCAAAAACAAAAAUUGUGGAAAAUGUGACUCAGGCUGUUUCAAUGGCUCAUGUUGGGCACCUGGUCCUGAAAACUGUCAGACUUUGACAAAGCUGAACUGUGCCCAGCAGUGCUCUAAGAGAUGCAAAGGACCUUCACCGAGUGACUGUUGCAAUGAGCAUUGUGCCGCGGGGUGCACGGGACCCAGAGCUGAAGACUGCCUGGCCUGUCGGGACUUCCAGGAUAAUGGAGUGUGUAAGGACUCCUGCCCAGGCCUUCAUCGUUAUGACCCCAACCUGCACCAGCUGGUUCCUAAUCCGCAUGGAAAGUACAGCUUCGGGGCCACCUGUGUCAAAAGCUGCCCACGUAAUUAUAUUAUUUCUGAUUACGGCGCAUGUGUGCGGACAUGCAACGAUAACACAUAUGAGGUGGAGGUAGGAGGAAUCAGGAAGUGCGCCAAGUGUGACGGGCUGUGUCCAAAAGUGUGUAAUGGACUUGGAACAGGAGACUUGGUUCACACUCUGUCUAUCAAUGCCACAAACAUCGGCUCCUUUGAAAACUGCACCAAAAUCAAUGGAAACAUCGACAUCAUCCACACAUCAAUUUAUGGGGAUCAAUUCACCAAAACACCAAAGAUGGAUCCUGCCCAGCUUAAUGUGUUUAAGACAGUUAAAGAAAUUACUGGGUACCUGUGGAUUCAAACGUGGCCAAAUACCAUGAGCUCACUGAGUCCUUUUGAGAAUCUGGAGGUCGUUCGGGGGAGAACUAAACGCGGAAGCCGCAGUUUGGUUGUGGCUGGGCUACAUAUCACCCACCUGGGCCUGAGGUCCCUCAGAGAAAUCAGUGAUGGAGAUGUGUUUGUCUCUAAGAACUCUGAACUCUGUUACACCGAUGCAAAGCACUGGGAGAAGCUUUUCAAAUCACCACACCAAACUGUUAAUAUAGAGGGCAAUGCCAACGCUGCCGCCUGCGCUCUGAGAAACGACACUUGCGACAAGAAGUGCACGGCGGACGGCUGCUGGGGUCCGGGCCCCAGUAUGUGCAUUUCGUGCCGCGACUACAAGCGCGACGGGAGCUGCGUCGACUCCUGCAACAUCCUGGAGGGAGAGCCACGCGAGACAGCUGUGAAUAAAAUCUGCAUCAAGUGCCACCCCGAGUGUCAGCCCAUGAACGGGACCGCAACCUGCAGCGCGCCUGAGUCUGCUAACUGCACUAAAUGUGCUAACUUCAAAGAUGGACUGUUCUGCGUGUCCCGCUGUCCGCAAGGCGUGCUGGGGGAGGACGACGCACUAGUGUGGAAAUACGCAGAUGAACAGAAAGUGUGCCAGCUAUGCCACAAAAACUGCACUCAGGGGUGCAUUGGACCCGGUCUUGAAGGCUGCCACAGUAAAGGCCCCCCUGGUCUUUCCAUGGUCGCGGCUGGUGUUGUUGGUGGGCUGCUGGCCGCUCUCAUCGCAGGCCUGUCUGUUUUUGUGUUGCUCCGCCGACGCCACAUCAAGAGGAAGAGGACCAUGCGUAGACUGCUCCAAGAGAGAGAGUUGGUCGAACCCCUCACUCCAAGUGGAGAGGCACCGAACCAGGCUCUGCUGCGGAUCCUGAAGGAACCCGAGUUUAAGAAAAUCAAGGUGCUGGGAUCAGGAGCUUUUGGUACUGUUUACAAGGGUCUGUGGGUCCCGGAGGGAGAGGACGUGAAAAUCCCAGUCGCCAUCAAGGUUUUGAGAGAGGCCACGUCCCCUAAAGCAAACAAGGAGAUCUUGGAUGAAGCUUAUGUGAUGGCCAGUGUGGAGCACCCCCACGUGUGUCGUCUGUUGGGCAUCUGCCUCACCUCCACGGUGCAGCUCAUAACGCAGCUCAUGCCUUACGGCUGCCUGUUGGAUUAUGUCAAAGAGAACAAGGACAAUAUUGGCUCCCAGUACCUGCUCAACUGGUGUGUGCAGAUAGCCAAGGGUAUGAACUACCUGGAGGAGCGCCACUUAGUGCAUCGUGACUUGGCAGCCAGAAACGUCCUGGUGAAGACUCCUCAACAUGUCAAGAUCACUGACUUUGGUUUGGCCAAGUUGCUAAAGGCAGAUGAGAAAGAGUACCAUGCAGAUGGAGGAAAGGUGCCGAUAAAAUGGAUGGCUCUUGAGUCGAUCCUGAACAGAACUUACACGCACCAGAGCGACGUAUGGAGUUACGGAGUAACAGUUUGGGAGCUGAUGACAUUUGGGACCAAACCAUACGAUGGGAUUCCAGCCAGUGAAAUAGCUGGGGUACUGGAGAAGGGAGAACGCCUGCCUCAGCCACCAAUCUGCACCAUAGAUGUCUACAUGAUCAUGGUGAAAUGUUGGAUGAUUGAUGCAGACAGCCGCCCUCGUUUCCGAGAACUCAUAGCUGAGUUUACAAAGAUGGCUCGGGAUCCACCGCGUUAUCUUGUCAUCCAGGGGGAUGACCGCAUGCACCUACCGAGUCCUUCAGACACUAAGUUCUACCGCAGCCUGAUUAGCGGGGAGGACAUGGAGGAUGCUGUGGAUGCUGAUGAAUAUCUGGUGCCACAGCGUGGCUUCUUCAGCAGCCCGAGUACCUCCCGCACCCCACUGAUUCACUCAACAAGCCUCAACAGCAGCAUCGGGACGUGCCACAGCAGAACUGGCUUACUGAACGGAUUCCCGAGCAGAGAUGGAAGCAUGGCCCUGCGAUAUAUUCCAGACCCCACAGACAAAUUUCUUGAUGAAGCCUUCCAGCCGUCUCCAGGCUACAUGAACCAGACUCCCAUCUCAGAUGUGGUGAAUCCUAUCUAUCAGCAUCCCGGUCCACCUCGCACCCUUCUUCCCACCAUCUCCUCGGACCAUACGGAGACAGAGUACCUGAACUACUUUAAGAACGGGGCUGCCGGACCAGAAUAUCUCAAUGAGAUUCUGUCCCCGGCCGUCCUCCCGCUCACGUCAAACGGCACGGUCCACAGCAUUGAGAAAUACCUGCCUCAGCAAAGCAUAGACAACCCCGACUACCAACAGGAUUUCACUCCCACCUUCAAGACCCACACCAAUGGACACAUACCGGCCGCGGAGAAUGCAGAGUACCUGGGCCCGGACUGACUUAGUGGAAUGUGACAGGAAAUAAGAGACUACUUUCUGUUCCUUCAAUGAAAGGCGUUAUCUUCAGUAUCUUGGCUGGAUUGCUGAGUGGUACCACCCUACUCUGUCCUAUCUUAUGGAGUCAGCUGACAGUUUGAGCAGCAUUGUUGGCAUGCUUUCAAGUUAAACCAGUCUCAUUCCAAAUACUUUUUUUUUCACACCACCUUCAAACUACCAAUGAGAACGACAAAAGUUGUUUCGCAUGUCUCAGCUGACCUUAAGAGACCAGAUAGACUCCACCUUUGUGACGUACCUCCUGAAAGGAAGGGAAACUCUCUUCUGAAAAUGUGAGAAGUAGAAAUGCGUAGAUGCUAUGCACAAAAGAUUUUUUGAUCCAAAUGUGUUGGUGGAGGAAUGCUAUUAAAAGCGUGUAAACACCUCCGGUAAUAUUUUAAGAAUGCCGAAGCGGGCAGCGCAACCCAAAAACACAACUUGAGGUACAUGCAUUGUAGACUUGCUAGUUAGAGGCCGUUUCUCUGUGGUGAAGUCAAAAAGAUUAAAGGGAGUUUUUUUUUUUAAAAGAUUCCCCAGAAUUCCUUUGACACCCCUCGUAGAGGAUUAGUCAGAUACCUUGGAAUGUAGGGAAUGUACAGUCGGCAUAAAGGGGAAUUCUGGUGAAUUGUGUGAAUUAAUGUGUGAUCUUUAUGUUCUAAAUUAAUUCUGUAUGUAUUAAAAAAGACUGUCGCAUCACCUGGCAUAGAACAAGAGAGCUGAGCUUCUUGUUUUUCCCUGUCAUAACUAUGUGAAGAAUGUGAUGGUAAAUACAGCAAAUGUUCCCGUUCGUCCUGCUGUGUUUUGUAGCUCAGAUUCGGCAGCAUUCUUGUAACAUGAAGCAUAUUUGUGGAGACCCACAAAGCGAGAUAGUCCGAGGUUUUUUAUCAGUGUGUCAUACUAAAGUCUGAGUAUUAAGGAAGUCGUUUGUAUCCCUCAUGACUGAGUACUUUUUAGAAAACAGCUGGGGUUUUUUUUGUUUUUGUUUUUUAUUUUUGGCAAGCAAAAACCGCAUCAUAGAUAGACAAGUUGGGGAAAAAACUCAGCAGCACCAGUUGUGAUCUAGAUAUAUAGUACGUUUGUCUUGUUUGUACCAUGUUUAAAAUGCUGGUUGACCUGUCUUAGGCUGUUUGAGUAAAUUGUUUGAACUGUAGCAGUAGUUGCACUUCCCUGGGAAAUAUUUUAGAGAUGAAUGUUUCUGACGCCCGCGGUCUGUUAUUAUCACCAGAACCCCUUUGGCUGGUUCCUUGUUGUUCCGCACAAAAUGUUGACAGUGCAUCUAUGAAUCUGUUCCUAGCUUUAAAGCCUUUUUUAGUCCUGCAGCAGCAUUAAGCCUCGCAAAUAUUUAUUCCUAGUUUUAAGGGAAUAUAGUUUUGUAGCAGCCUGUAAACCUACCUUUGCAGAUUUUACACAGGUACAUGUACAGGUAACAGUGUGUAUGCUGUAAUAUAACCCGGCAUAGUCGCCUGUAAUUUAUACUCAGUACACAGUUUUGUCAUAUCAUAUGUGAAUAUGCACUUAUUCCUGAAUUGUGAUUAUUUCAUUCAAAAGUGUAAAUGAAUAAAUCUUAUUUUCUAUGGA